AUCAGCGCGAGCUAACAGAUCUGAGCGAGAUUGUGUAAAACAAGCUAACAGUUGCUAACGCUACAAAACACAUUUUAAUCGCGUUAACUUCAGUAACUACAUGGGUGACCGAAAACACAAAAUUAAAGAUCACUAAGUUACGUCAUUUGACGGCUUCUUCGCAUUUUUAACUCGUAAUGGCGGCAUCUCUGGAAGACCUAAGAGGUGGAGGGUUACUUUUUGGUCCCCCUGUCUUAAAUGGCGAGGAAGAAGAGGAGGAAGACUCACCUGCCGUUUUACUGAGUGUUUUGGUUCAACAUGGGCAAGUAGGCCUCUGCUUCUAUGACAGCGGGGACUCAUCUUUACAUUAUAUGGUCGAUACUCCUGAUAACUUUGAACUCCACCUGCUGGCCAAAGUCAUUCAGGAGGUUAGUCCCCACGUAAUCAUUACCAGUGCAAAGCAGGAGCGCUGCAUGACCCGGUACCUGCAGCAGCUGGGUUCAAACCCACACUACAAACCAGAGAUUGUCACAUAUCCAAAUGUUGACUUUGGUCUGGGGGUGGGGAAGCAAAGGCUACUCUCUGCCCAUCUGCCUCUCCUUCCUGCUUCCAUUUCAGAGAGAGACAAAAUGUCCUACCUCUCCUCCUGUAUCUCCUUUGACUCUCCUCUGAUGCUGAGGGCAGUGGGUGCUCUGCUAAAAUGUCUGGACAGGAGGAGAGUGGGAGUGGAGCUGGAAGACAGCAGUGUUGGAGUUCCGAUCCUACAGUUUCACGCCUACACGCUUAAAGGUGUGGUGUACAUUGACCGAGAUACCUACAGUGUACUGCAGAUCUUCAAAUCUGAACUCCACCCUUCAGUUUACAAGCUGCACUCAGGUGAAAAGGAAGGACUCAGUCUUUAUGCGAUACUGAACCGCUGCAGGUGCAAGUUUGGAUCUAAGCUGCUACGUCAGUGGUUUUUGAGGCCCAGACAGGAACUGGCAGAGCUACAAAGGAGACAGGAAGUGAUACGUUUCUUCACAUCACCUAAGAAUUCGGAUGCACUGAGCACGCUGCAGUCCUCAUUACGCGGCAUCAGAAACAUACCAACUCUUCUGCGCCGCAUGUCUCUCUCUCACACCAAAGUGACCGACUGGCAGAGUCUGUACAAGACGGUCUUUAGUGCGGUGUGCAUCAGGGACACAGUGCGACACCUGCCUCAGUCUAUUCAGCUAUUCAGGGAUAUAAGUGAAGGGUUCUCUGACGACCUCCACUAUAUGGCUUCUCUCAUCAGCCGAGUUGUGGAUUUUGAAACCAGUUUAGCAGAGAACCGCUUCACCAUCAAACCAAACGUGGAUCCUGCCAUCGAUGAGAAGAAGAGGAGGAUGAUGGGGCUGUCUGACUUCCUGACAGAUGUUGCCAGGAGAGAGCUUGAACAUCUGGAUGCUCGAAUCCCGUCGUGCUGUGUCAUCUACAUCCCGCUGAUUGGAUUUCUGCUCUCUGUGCCUCGGCUUCCCACUAUGGUAGAUAAAGAGGAUUUUGAGAUAGAGGGUCUUGACUUUAUGUUUCUCUCAGAGGACCGACUGCACUACCGCAGCCAGAGAACCAGGGAGCUAGACGAACUUCUUGGAGACUUGCAUUGUGACAUCAGAGACAUGGAGACGGCAGUAAUGACACAGUUGCAGAACACAAUCCUCGAGAAGAGCGCCUCCCUCUACAAGGUUCUGGAUCUCAUUGCUGAGCUGGACUGUCUGAUAGCUAUGAGCAGCGCCUCCCAGGAGUACAACUACACCUCCCCCAAGCUGACCAGCUGCAGGAAGAUAACGAUCACACAGGGCAGGCAUCCUCUGUUGGAGCUGUGCUCUCCUAUGUUUGUAGCCAACUCCUUCCAGAGCUCAGAGUCGGAGGGUAGAGUCAAGAUCAUCACUGGCCCCAAUUCCUCUGGCAAGAGCAUCUACAUCAAACAAGUGGGUCUGAUUGUGUUCAUGGCUCUGAUUGGCUCUGACGUGCCCGCAAAGGAGGCAGAGGUCGGUCUGGUGGAUGGGAUCUUCACUCGCAUGCAGAGCAGAGAGUCUGUGUCUUUAGGCCUCAGCACCUUCAUGGUAGAUCUCAACCAGAUGGCCCAGGCUCUUAACAACAGCACUGGCAACUCAUUGGUCCUCAUCGAUGAGUUUGGAAAAGGAACUAACACGGUGGACGGUCUGUCCUUGCUGGCUGCAUCGAUCUCUUAUUGGCUGAGAAAGGCUGCGGUCGAUGUUCCUCAUGUCCUUUUGGCCACUAACUUCCACAGCGUGCUUCAGCUGGGCCUGCUACCGUCCUCCGGGCUGCUGUCUCGUCUGACCCUAGAGACAGCAGUGGACGGAGAUGAGUUGGUGUUUCUUUACCAGCUGAGGGAAGGGAUCUGUCAGUCCAGCUAUGCAGCAAACAUCGCCACACUGGCUGGCCUGCCAACUUGCCUUGUGCAGAGAGGAGUGGAGGUGUCAGAGCUGUACAGAACAGGAAGGCCCAUCAACCACACUGAUAAAACUUCAUUGGAUGAGCAAGCAAAGAGGUGCAGGUUUUUCGUGGAAAAGUUCCUGAGCCUCGACCUGGAGGACAAAGACGUGGAUUUACAGAGUUUCAUGAAAGAUGAGCUCACGCCCUCUGCUGGAGAGCUGCUGAACAGCAGCUGAACUCUGCCGCUGCUGCAAACAGAUCUUUGCACCAUUGUGGUCAGUUUGUUCAUUCAUUGUUAAAUAUUUAGAGAGCAGGACUUAAAUGAGAUUCACCUACAGAAGUAGCUAAAGACAUGCACAAUACAUGACACGGUUGCUGUAACAUUUAUUAUCCUACAUGUGUUGCAAAUCUGGUAGCAAAAAAAAGCUAUUUCCUGUGGUUAAACACAAAACAUGAAAUGUAACACAAAAUAUAAUGGUUUUAAUGUGUUAGUUAAUAAAUGUAUUCCAAAU
This is a messenger RNA of Mugil cephalus (flathead mullet), 2906 nucleotides long. It is a transcript of the gene msh5, whose product is annotated as mutS homolog 5. The record is from RefSeq and is a predicted model, not a curated record. The transcript has 26 exons. Gene Ontology annotation, cellular component: nucleus. Gene Ontology annotation, biological process: mismatch repair; chiasma assembly. Gene Ontology annotation, molecular function: ATP binding; ATP-dependent DNA damage sensor activity; mismatched DNA binding. Lineage: Eukaryota; Metazoa; Chordata; Actinopteri; Mugiliformes; Mugilidae. The coding region runs from base 177 to 2630 and encodes 817 amino acids.